Messenger RNA from Pseudocercospora fijiensis CIRAD86, 1182 nucleotides. RefSeq lists its product as uncharacterized. The transcript is spliced from 11 exons. Lineage: Eukaryota; Fungi; Ascomycota; Dothideomycetes; Mycosphaerellales; Mycosphaerellaceae. The record is from RefSeq and is a predicted model, not a curated record. The coding region runs from base 1 to 1182 and encodes 393 amino acids.
AUGGAUACACGAUGCGAGGCUAAACAGCCUACCGAAAACUAUCUACGCCAGCCAGAUGACCGUGAUUCCCCCAGCCAGUGGCUGAAAAGUGCUGCAACCACGGGCGUAGUUGAUGCGAGGAGUCAAGAGCCCAAAUUGGCUCGUACAGCCGGAGAGGAUCAUGGCGCAAGCCGGCAAAUGCAACCUACAUCGCGAAAAUCCGUUUGCGAGGCAUCCGUCUCCAACGCAAGGCUUGGACAAGACCGAUGGAGGGCAUUGCGUGACGCUGAGUCAAGGUUUCGAUUGACAUCUGAUCGCAAACACGAUGGCGUCUCGACUUUUCGAUGUUUCAACGAGAGUCUGACUGACGCUCUAUGGCGCUUAGUUGCGAUCGAGGUUGUCGAAGUCUGGUUCGAAAAUGCUGAAACCCGCCUAAGGUCAUACGAUCGUGAACCCGAAGCUUGGCAACACGACAUUUCCUGCAUACAGGAGCACGACAACAAUUCUUGGAGGACCGCCAGAGAAGCACGAAAAGUUGCAAGACUUCCAAUCCUCGAGAUGUUACCAGAUACCCAAGAACACAGCAGCGAGUCCGUGCAGGAUCUUUUCAAGACGAUCAUCGACCUUCUCCGCCAGUCAUCACCAGUGCCAGAGCUCAGAGUGCCCAGCCGAAGCCCUUCAAAUCCACCAAGGCUGUCGGUAGAGGCAAGCAGCAGUCGAAAAGCAUCACCGAGUCCAAACGGCAGAAAGCGUUAUUAUACACUCAUAUUGGAAGGGAGUCGGCAUGAGGAUGCACAGCCUCCACGAAGCAUUCCAGAAAGAAGCCCGCUCAGGCUUGUGGCAAACGGGCCACGAAAUGGUCGAUCGGGAAAGGCAAUGUUAGUGAAUGAAAACGCUCUGCAUGACGGAGAACGGGGCGGAGGGUCUGAGGAGCAGAGUUGCGGAAAUGGUCAAGGAGCGGAGGGAUUUGAGGGGCGGCUAGCCAAACAUAGGCUCCAGGAUAACAGCACAUCCGCAGCUGCAAUCGACAUUGCUUGGCCGGAUUUGGAUCUGCUAUUGGCAUUCGUUGGACCUGAGGCUUCCGCUGCAUUCGCGCCGGCAUUGCCAAUGGCGGCGUCUGCGCGGUACGGCAGUGAGUCUACGGUAUCGGGAGUCAAGCGAGUCUUUAUUGCACAGCGGCACGAAAUAUCGUGCGUUGUAUGA